This is a messenger RNA of Lotus japonicus, 1242 nucleotides long. Its product is annotated as peroxidase 43. The coding region runs from base 100 to 1068 and encodes 322 amino acids. Gene Ontology annotation, cellular component: plasmodesma; plant-type cell wall. The record is from RefSeq and is a predicted model, not a curated record. Gene Ontology annotation, molecular function: heme binding; peroxidase activity. NCBI's taxonomy places the organism in Eukaryota, Viridiplantae, Streptophyta, Magnoliopsida, Fabales, Fabaceae. Gene Ontology annotation, biological process: response to oxidative stress; hydrogen peroxide catabolic process. The transcript has 4 exons.
CUUAUUAAAGUAAAGUCAUUGUAACUUGUGUAGAAAUAUAUACAUAUUUGUUAUAUAUAUUGGUGUGUUGUGUUCUGUUAUACCAUUGCAUUUGCAGUGAUGGUGCUUUUUGUUUUGGUUCUCCUAUUCUCAUUCUUAAUUGUGAGUUCUGAUGGUCAGCUUCAAGUGGGUUUCUACUCCAACACAUGUCCUCAUGCAGAGUCCAUUGUCCAAGCCGUUGUUAGAGGUGCUGUUGCCUCUGAUCCCAACAUGGCUGCUGUCUUGCUCAGGCUUCAUUUUCAUGACUGUUUUGUUGAGGGAUGUGAUGGUUCAAUUCUGAUAGAGAAUGGUGAUCAAUCAGAGAAGCUAGCAUUUGGACAUCAAGGGGUUAGAGGGUUUGAAGUGAUAGAAAGAGCCAAGGCACAAUUGGAAGCAUCUUGUCCUGGUGUAGUUUCUUGUGCAGACAUAGUGGCAUUGGCAGCUAGAGACUCCAUAGUCAUGGCAAAUGGGCCAGAAUACCAAGUUCCAACUGGGAGGAGAGAUGGUUUGGUUUCCAAUAUUUCACUUGCAGAUGAUAUGCCAGAUGUUCGUGAUUCAAUUCAGCAACUCAAGACCAAAUUUCUGAACAAGGGCCUCAUAGAUAAAGAUCUUGUGCUUCUUAGUGCUGCACAUACAAUUGGAACCACAGCCUGUUUCUUCAUGACCAAAAGACUGUACGACUUUUUCCCACCAAGUGGGGGAUCAGACCCUGCUAUUAACCCAAACUUUCUCCCACAGCUGAAGGCAAAGUGCCCACAGCAUGGAAAUGUUAAUACCCGCCUAGCCAUUGAUGAAGGGAGUGAGCAGAGAUUUGACAAGAACAUCUUGAACAACAUAAGGCAAGGUUUUGCUGUGCUAGAAUCUGAUGCCAGGCUCAAUGAUGACAUAUUCACUAAGGCUAUCAUUGAGUCCUACUUUGGUCCCCUCAAUCCAAUUUUAGGACCUUCUUUUGAAGCUGAUUUUGUUGAGGCAAUUGUGAAGAUGGGCCAAAUUGGAGUCAAGACUGGUUUCCUUGGAGAUGUUAGGCGCGUGUGUUCAGCAUUCAAUUGAAGUGAUCGAUGGAAUACAUCAAUUGUUUACCAAGAUUAUUUAUAUUAAUGUAUGGUAUCAGUAGCUAUGUAAUUAUUAAUAUUCACAUAUUGUGAUGUUUUCUGGUACAACAUUACGACAAAAAAGUUGUUAUUUGUGGCACUGUUAGUUAAAUGCCAGUAUGACUUAUUCCCA